Molecule: messenger RNA, 1935 nt
Organism: Gracilinanus agilis (Agile Gracile Mouse Opossum)
Lineage: Eukaryota; Metazoa; Chordata; Mammalia; Didelphimorphia; Didelphidae
Gene: AKAP7
Product: A-kinase anchoring protein 7
Exons: 7
Coding region: 75-1412 (445 amino acids)
Cellular component (GO): cytosol
Molecular function (GO): protein kinase A regulatory subunit binding
Source: RefSeq, a predicted model, not a curated record
GCCGACACCGUCCUGGGCUAGAUCCCAAAGAGUCGCCGCGGCUCCCUCGCGUUCCCUCGAGCCCGAGCCGGGGGAUGUUGCUGCUGCUGCUCCCGCCACCGCCGCCGCUGGUGGCGCUGCUGCUGCCUCCGCAGCCGUGGCCCUGCGGGCCUCGGAGUUGCUGCUGCGGCUGUCGCUGCUGCUGCUGCUACCGCUGUCGCGCGAGCCUCGCUGCCGCCUCUCCGGCUCGGCCUCAGCCUCUCCCUCAGAUUCCGCAACCGCGCGGGCGGCGGCGCCGGGCACCGAGGAGGCGCCAGCGGAGAGGAGGGGCUGGAGCCGGGGCUGCUGCAGCAGCAGCAGCAGAAGGCGGAGCCGACCACGGGGCCUACCUCGCCUGGUCUUUGCCCCUGCCUUCUCCGCUCCUACCGGUUCCCCUCUACCUCCUCCCUGUCCCAGCCUCCCGUUGCAUUCCGGCCCCCCUUUCCCCGGGGCUCGUGCUUUCCCAGGCUCCGGGACCCGAGACGCUACGGGUUCCUAUUGGACCUGAAAUAAAUUCAAAGAAGAGACAGGAAAAUAUGGGGCCAGGGAAAGAAGACCCAAUGAAGAAGAGGAAUAAAAAGAAAAAAGAUUAUCGACCUAAUUAUUUCCUCUCUAUUCCCAUCACCAACAAAGAGAUUACAAGAGGAAUACAAACCCUGCAAAACACAAUAAUACAGCAAGAUAAGCGGCUGUCCAGAGUAAUGUCCAAUUGUGGUUCCUUCCAUGUUACUCUCCUAGUGAUGCAUUUACUAAAUGAAGAGGAAGUUAACAUAGGUAUAGAUGCUCUUUUGGAGAUAAAAACAUUAAUAGAAGAAAUACUACAAGGAAAAGAUUUAAAUUUGCCCUUUCAAGGAGUUGGCAAUUUUGGAAAUCAGGUUGGAUUUGUGAAAUUGGCAGAAGGAGAUCAUGUACCUGUACUUCUAGAGAUAGCAGAGGCAGCUAAGAGAACAUUUCAAGAAAAGGGUAUCAUGGCAGGAGAAAACAGAAGUUUUAAGCCCCAUUUAACUUUCAUGAAACUGUCAAAAUCACCAGAGCUCAGGAGAAAGGGAGUGAAAAAAAUAGAUCCUGAACUCUACGAAAAAUUUGCAGAUCACAAAUUUGGAGAAGAAUCAUUGUACCGUGUAGACCUUUGUUCCAUGCUGAAGAAAAAGCAAAGCAAUGGCUACUACCAUUGUGAAUCUUCCAUUGUGAUUGGUGAAAAGAAUGGAAGAGAGCCAGAUGAUGCUGAACUGGUGAGGCUCAGCAAGAGGCUGGUGGAGAAUGCCGUCCUCAAGGCUGUGCAGCAAUAUUUAGAAGAAACACAAAACAAAACUAGGCAGGUGGAUGGAAGCCUCGUGAAAGCUGAAGAGUCCAUGCAAUCGGACCGAAAGGACAGUGAUAAUAACAGGAAAUGAGAAUUGAUUGAUUAUCACCUCCCAAAAUGCCUAUGGAAUUCCUCCCAGCUUUGAUUCACGAAGUCACAUUGAUCGACUUGCCUUGUCCUGGCUCUCAAAGCAUGUCUCGAUUGAAAUGUGGCUCCUGUCCUAAUAUGCUUUCCGGGGAGAGGUGUCUGCAUUUCUGAUAAAUGAAUAGAAUGCUGGGACCAAGGGGGCAUGAGGCCAUGAAAAAAGAGAGACUCGAGUUCUGCCUACUCCUAUUUGCUAGGGCGUCUUCAUCUUACAAGAGAUGGGGACCAGAUUUUUGUCCAUGCCACGCACGCUGCAUUUAUGGCCAUGGAAGAGGCCUUGCCAUAAGUGGAAAUAACGCCAUCCGCCUUGCGAAACAGCAGGGUUUUAUGACUGCUUGUUUUGAGGCCAAAAAUCGCAAAUUCUGCCAUUACAAAGCCAACCAGUGCUAAGUUAACCCUGGCCAUUAUAGAAGCGAUCACCAUCAGUACAACUGUCCUGUAUGUAAUGUUUCUGAUAUUUGUUCUGAUCG